Molecule: messenger RNA, 2118 nt
Organism: Geosmithia morbida
Lineage: Eukaryota; Fungi; Ascomycota; Sordariomycetes; Hypocreales; Bionectriaceae
Product: SprT
Exons: 1
Coding region: 1-2118 (705 amino acids)
Cellular component (GO): nucleus
Source: RefSeq, a predicted model, not a curated record
AUGGCCAGAGUGGUCGACUUCUGCCCGGGCAGCGAUGAUGAGCUCCCGGAAAUCAGCACGAUUCUACGCAAACCCGGCGACAAGAGCACAAAGGCCACACUCAACCUGGUCUCUCCCAAGAAGGAAAUGCUUGUGCCCAAAUCAGCAUCCAAGUCGGUGAGCCGCAGAGUUCGCCGUCUCGAAACCAACAGCAACAUUACCGGAAAUCUUCUCUUCCAGAGGUGCGACCCGGAGGACGCCCGAGAGAUUAAUAGGGGAGACAACAGCAUCUUCCAGGGUUCCCCACGUAAGACGCCAAUGAGGGCAAGAGAGCCCAAGCACCCAGACUCCGUCUUUUCUAAUGAGUCUAUCUUUGAUGACUCGCCUCCUCAGACGGUUCGCACCGGUCGCGCAAGGCGUGUCAAGACAACCACCACCAUUUUUGAGGACGACGAGGACGAUGAGCCGCUUCGUCCUAGGUCUCGACAUAGCCGCCAGGUGGGCAAGGACAAGCUGCCUCCGUUACGCCUACAACCAACGACCCCUAUCCUGCGCCGCAACCGUGCAGGCAGCCGACCUGGUAGUAGAUAUUCUCGCCACGAUGCAAACAGCUUUGUUCCCGACCAAUCUACCAUAUUUUCCACGACCUCGGACGACUCUCAGUACCAAGACAAGAGCAGCGUUUCCAAUGGUUCCAGCUCAAACGCAUCGAGUCACUACCGCUCUGCUGAGGAUUCGGUUUACAACGAUAGUUCCUACUCCGCCUUCAGCAGCACUGGGUCUUCCCGAUCCGGAAAUGACUCAAGCCUGAGCCUCUCCUCUUGGGAGAUGAGCUUCGGUCAGCGAGAAAUAAAGCCUACAUCAGCGAGCAUCCUAAAGCCUCGCAACUCCAGCUCCAUCAACAUGACUCUUGCUUCGACCACCCAAGCACAGCCUCCAAAACUUUCGAUCCCUCCGUCAUUAGAGAGGCUUCCAGAGGAGAGUCCCGGGAUGUACAACGAAAACUUCGGUCUCAUUGAGCCUACUGCUGCUGAAGAGCUGACAAAUCAGCUUUCCAAGCUACGUCUCCAGUUCAAGGAAACCGAUGAUAGUCAAGAUGAGCCGGCCAAGAAGGAAUCCCCUACAACUCCUCCACGCACCCCUACCAAGACGACAAAGUCAACGGGGCUAGUCUCUCCGCUCAAGGCAGCUCAAAUUCCUAAAACGCCUCAUGGGCCUAGCGCAGACGCCUUCUGGAGCCAGGAUGUUGUUGACGGGUGGAAUGAGAAGCACUCACCACGAAAGCCUAUCCUUGCUCCCAAGCUUAAGAGCCUCAGCAAGAGCCCUCAGAAGGAUGUAACGAGGAAGACGUUUGAUUCAACCAAGCACGACGUUGCCGCAAAGUUCAUCCAAGAACUUGACUCUCGGGUUACCGAGGGCAAGAUUUCAGAACUUGCUGAGUCCACUGGCGGCGUCACGUUAGUCUGGUCCAAGACGCUCAACACCACUGCUGGGCGGGCAAACUGGCGACGCGAGACUGUUCGUACAAGCAAGCCAGACGGUACCGAAGUCGUCGUCCAGCACAAGCAUCAUGCAUCCAUCGAGCUAGCUGAAAAGGUCAUUGACAACGAGGACCGGCUCCUCAACGUGCUUGCCCACGAGUUCUGCCACCUGGCCAAUUUUAUGGUCAGCGGUAUUACUGGAAACCCUCACGGCAAAGAGUUCAAAGUCUGGGCGACCAAAUGCUCGCGCUCCUUUAGCGACAGGGGCGUCAAGGUGACGACCAAGCACACUUACGAAAUUGAUUUCAAGUAUAUAUGGGAGUGUGGCGAGUGCAGCACAGUUUACAAGCGCCACUCGAAGAGUAUCAAACCGGAGAAGCACCGAUGUGGUACCUGCAAGGGUACGCUCAAGCAGAUCAAACCCGUGCCCCGCGGCGGCGGCAAGCCGAGUCAGUACCAGACUUUUGUGAAGGAGCAGAUGAAGAUUGUCAAGCAGGAGAACCCGGGGAGGCCGCAAAAGGACAUCAUGAAGAUCAUUGGAGCAAAGUGGGCAAACAGGACAUCGGAGCCUGUUGAGGAUCCGUCGACAAUUCAGGAUCAGGUUGACGAGCAGCUGGCUGCUGGUUUGAUUGAUCUCACUCUCGACAACUCAGCAUAG